AUGCCCGGCGCUGAGGAGGAGUCAGCUGGGGCGGGCGGGCAGCCGUGGGCAGGCGGGUGGUGGUCACGGCGACCGCCACGCCAGGGCCGCACCUUGCACGCAGUGGACCGCCGAGCUGGUGGGCGAGAGGAGGCCUGGCUGGCUGGUCUGGAGGGACCUCUCUUGCAUGCGUCAGUGUUAGUGGUAGCGCGCCUCUUCUUCCGCUGGGAGGCGACGGCCCGUUGGGCUCUGUCGCCGCUCUGGCUGGCUGUGAUCCUUCCUAAGCGUAUUGCUAAGUGCCGCGAGCUAGCCUGGGCCGGCUCGGCGUGGCGUCUGCAGCUGUGUGCGUUCGAUGUUCGUGAUGCUUUCGCCCCAGUCGGCCGGCAACAGCCCUGCUGGCCCCUGCCUGGCCACCAGCCCGACUUCCGCGCCGUGACCAGCAGAGGGCGCUCGGACUCCACGCAGGGGCCUCUGUCCCGCCCGCCCGCGGCCCUUCCGGGAUGCUGGACCCCGGGGAAGCUCGUGCGGAGCGGAGGCUGCUCCCGACGCAGGGGGCCGCCUGACCCAGCGCGGCCGCUGCUCCGCUGCCCGGGGCAGUGGCCGGGGGAUGGGAGGCCGCCCGGGAGUGCUGGCGCCAAGUGGAGGGGCCCGCACCCUCGGGAGGCGUCCAUGGAAGGGGCAGCGGCUGCCCAACGCUGGAAGCGACGGGCGCUGACCCUCAGAAGGAUGCUGUUUUCUCAUACGGAGGCCAUGGAAUAG
Rangifer tarandus platyrhynchus (Svalbard reindeer) is the source of this 738-nucleotide messenger RNA. The record is from the annotation of a GenBank genome assembly. Lineage: Eukaryota; Metazoa; Chordata; Mammalia; Artiodactyla; Cervidae.